AUGUCUUCCCAGCCGAACCCCCUCCGCGGCAUCCAUGCCUCAACCGUCUUCGUCAACACGGCGAUUGCCGGGCUGAACCUGAGUCUCUCGGUCUUCGUCGUUCCCCGCCUGCUCGAGUCGCCGACCCCACUCAUGCUGCGCCAGUGGUCCAGCAUGUUCGCGCGCAUCACCCGCGUCUUCCCGCUGCCGGUUCUCACCUGCGCCCUGAGCUACUGGUACAUGGCCUACCAGACCGCUGCGCAUCACCACCUGCCUGGCACCGCCGGCAAGUCGAGGCUGUUGGCGGUCGCCGGCGCCCUCUGCUUCGCCAUCGUGCCGUGGACCAAGUUCCUCAUGGUCAACAUCAACAGGGAGCUGCUGAGGAGGGCCGAGGGGACAAGGGACAUGGGCAUCAUGGCCGUCGGAAUGACCCACGAGGAGCAGGAGGGCGCCAAGUCGCUGGUCGACCGCUGGGGGCUGUAUAACCUGGGGAGGAGCAUCGCCCUCGGCCUCGGCGGCGCUGUGGGGCUGUAUACCAUUGUCUCGUCAUGA
Colletotrichum graminicola M1.001 is the source of this 531-nucleotide messenger RNA. RefSeq lists its product as uncharacterized. Bases 1 to 531 code for a protein of 176 amino acids. The transcript has a single exon. The record is from RefSeq and is a predicted model, not a curated record. NCBI's taxonomy places the organism in Eukaryota, Fungi, Ascomycota, Sordariomycetes, Glomerellales, Glomerellaceae.